AUGGCCAACACAGAUAAUGGAAAACGCUCAUCUGAGAGCGCUGACUCCGACCAGGCAUCGACGUUUCUCCCUACCAGUGCCGCCUUCAUCGGAUACCGCCCCUUUCCAUCCAUAAUGAAUCUCCACAGCAAUUUCUCAGGAGUAGUCAACGCGCUAAAGACAUUCAAGCUCUGCGGUGCCACCGAAGACGACUUUCUCUACCUCGUCGAGGCACACUUCGGCUUCACUCCCCGCGGCCCCCUUCACUUCGGACCCGGUUACUACCUCCGCAACGGAACCAGCCUCAAGAGCCCCAUACUCGCUGCCACGGGGGAUGAGUUUCCGCUGCCGCUUCUCGUCCAGCUUUUCAGGCCAAAGACGGCGGUAAAGCUUCCCCCGCUAUAUCAGGAGAAGAAUCCCCGCGACAUGAUCACCGAGGUGGUGCACUCCACCACUAGCAAGGAGCAUGGCGUGGCCUUUGGGUUCGAGAUUGAGGUCGGCGUGAAGAGGAUGAUGAGGGAGGCGUUUGAGUGGCGGAAGAUUAGCAGAGGUAGCAGCAACGACAACCAGAACAUGAGUGGCCAAGCGGAGGAGCACGCUGAAACGGGAACUGUGUACACGUUGUACCGUCUUGCACCUGGUCACACUAGCCGACCUUUAUCCGAGGCGGGAUCGUCACGCUCAGCAGCCUCCGCCUCAUGGUUGCCCGCGGCUGAGAGUAAAGUUCAGAUUGUCGCCAAGGUGGUCUUUAGCAACGUGCUGAACUGGAAACAUCCAUUCACGUUGGAGUUGAAACAGGCUGGUCGCACAGGGGAGCUGGGCGAGCGUUGGGCGUUGAUGGUGGUCAUGACUACGUUGAGUCUGUAUUUCCUGCGCCAGGCUGGCAAGACGAACAAGACGACGGUUGGAGCUGCACAGAAAUUGCAUUCAAAGUAG
Molecule: messenger RNA, 915 nt
Organism: Podospora anserina S mat+
Lineage: Eukaryota; Fungi; Ascomycota; Sordariomycetes; Sordariales; Podosporaceae
Exons: 1
Coding region: 1-915 (304 amino acids)
Source: RefSeq, a predicted model, not a curated record